This is a messenger RNA of Parascedosporium putredinis, 1656 nucleotides long. The record is from the annotation of a GenBank genome assembly. Lineage: Eukaryota; Fungi; Ascomycota; Sordariomycetes; Microascales; Microascaceae.
AUGGCCGAGGAACAGAAGCCCGUCGAGGUCCCUAAGGACGCUCCCGUCGCCGAGACUGCUGAGGUCAAGCCUGUCGAGGCCCCCGCCGCUGAGGAGGUAGUUGCCGAGGCUGCUCCCGCGGAAGCCACCGAGGCUGCCCCCGCCACCACCGAAGCUGCCGCUGAGGCCGCGCCCGCCGCUGAGGAGAAGAAGGAGGAGGCUGCCCCGAUUGAGGCGGGUAACCUUGACCACAAGGGCGCUGGUGCUAACUUCCCCAAGAACUUGUACUAUUCGAAGCAGCCCUUCUGGUUCGGCACUGACGCCAUCGAGAAGAAGGCCCUGACUGCCUAUCUUAAGCACGAGAAGUCCACUGUCGUUGCCUACCACAACGCCUCGUGGGCUCAGACCACUGGAAAGGGUCUCCUCUUCUUCGGCGACAAGAAUGCCCCCACCGGCAUCAUCAACCUUGCUGAGGCAACCGAGCCCCAGACCGACGGUACCAGCAAGUUCCACUUUGCCGCCAACGGACAGAAGCACUCUUUCAAGGCUGCCAGCAAGGCCGAGGCUGAGAACUGGGUUUCUCAGAUCAAGAAGUACAUUGCCGAGGCCAAGGAAACUAGCGCCACCAUCACGGAGAACGAGGCCUACAAGGCGGCUCACGAGGCUUACAAGCCUGCUGUGAAGAAGCCCGAGGAGAAGGCUGAGGAGAAGAAGGAAGAGGAGGAGCCCGUCGCCGCCGCCGCUGCGACUGAGGAGGCCAAGCCCGCCGAAGAGACUCCCGUCGUCGCCGAGGAGGCCGCCGCUGCUGAGCCUGCCGCCGAGGAGGCCAAGGCCGCCGAGGAGUCUGCUAAGGAGGACGAGUCUAAGCGUCGUUCUGCCAGCCGGAAGCGAAGCUCUGUUCUUGGCUUCUUUGCCAAGAAGGACAAGAAGGAAGACAAGAAGGAGGAAGCUGCUCCCGUCGCUGCUGAGGAGGCCAAGCCCGCUGAGGCUACCGAGGCCCCUGCUGCCGCUGAAGAGCCUGCUGCCGCUGCCGAGGUUCCCGCUGUCGCUGCUGAGGAGGCCCCUGCUGCCGUGGUCGAGGCUCCUGUUGAGGAAGCCAAGCCUGCCGAGGAGGUCGCUGCCAAGGAGGCCCCCAAGGAGAAGCCUGCCAACGUUAAGCGCAACAGCUUCUUCAACCUUCUGCAGAAGAAGGAUAAGAAGACCCCCGUUGAGGAGCCCAAGCCCGCGGAGGCUGCCACCACGACUCCUCUUGCUGAGGCCGUCGCUCCUGCCGCCGAUGCCGCUGUUGCUGAGGUCAAGGAGACCGUUGCCGCCACCAACGGUGAAUCCAAGAAGGAGGUCAAGUCUGAGAAGCGCAAGUCGUCGCUUCCUUUCCUCGGCAAGAAGGAGAAGGUCGUCCUUUCCUCCGAUGAGGAGGGUGAGAAGACCCCCAAGUCCCCUAGCGCUUUCUCGAAGCUCAGGGCUACUAUCAAGGGUCGUUCUAAGGCCACUCCCGCCGAGAAGGCCGAGGAGAAGCCCGCCGAGGCUGUCGCCGAAGAGGCCAAGCCUGCUGAGGAGGCUGCGCCUGCCGCUGUUGAGGAGGAGGCCAAGCCUGUCGAGGCUGCCAAGGAGGAGGAGGAGAACAAGCCCGAGGCUGUCGCCACCGCCCCUGUCCCUGCCGUCACUGCCGCCGCUUAG